CCAUGAACAAGUAACAGGUUACAGGUCUAUACUCUGAUAUAGUAGUUUCAUAAAAAAAAAUUCAAAAACCCACAAUCCUCCGCUCCUCCCUCUUCUUCUCUCUGGUUGCUUCUUUUCAACUUAACUUGGUGUUCUAUCAACAAAACAAAGCAACUAAUCAACUCUUGUAUUUCCAAAUGGAAACAAAGAAGUCAAUAACCCACAAACAUAAUGAUCUCUUCUCUUCUUUAAUAUCGGACAUCAAAUCUUACACUGGCAAUGACCCUCUUCUCCCUUGGCUCCGGGGGAUUAAGAAACUGAAGGAGUGUCUGCAUCCGGAUGCACUGAAACAAAAGCUGCCUCGUUUCUUGCAAAAAUGCACACAGAGUUUUGAGUCGGAUAGGCGUUACAGAAAUGACUUGCGCUACCUUCGUGUCUGGUUACAGCUGAUGGAUUAUGUGAAUGAUCCAAGAGCGCUGUUGAGCACCAUGGAAAUGAAUCGCAUAGGAACAAAGCGGUCGUUAUUCUACCAGGCAUAUGCUCUGUAUUAUGAGAAGAUGAAGAAAUUUGAAGACGCUGAGAACAUGUACCGUUUAGGGGUUCAGAACCUCGCUGAGCCUGUUGAUGAAUUGCAGAAAUCAUAUGAGCAGUUUCUUCAUCGCAUGGAGAGACACAAGAAAAAGGACAUCCAGCACCAGACAGGAAGGAGUGGUAAAAGACCUCAAUCUACCAGGAAGACGGAAGAGAACGAUGAGAAUGUAUACAGAAUUGAGGAUAGACCUAAAAAGAUACCGGAUGGGAGUUCUCAGCAUGUAAAGCCAAUGAAGGAAUCUAAUCAUGUUGGAUUUUCAGGAAAUUCAUGUGAAUUUGGCUUGGGUAGUGAUCUGUCCACGAAGAAGGAGCAUGUGAAAAAGAUUGGACAGAGAGAUGCAUCUAAGCAGCAAGAGGAUACAGGAGAGUCAGAUGAAUCCAAGAUGUGUCACAGAGAUGACACGGUCGUGGUAAAGUUUGUAGACACUGCAAUAGUUGGGAAGCAAGAAGCAGAAGAUGCCUGCCAUCAUGGACUCUUGGACCCUACAAUAAAUAUGAAGGAGGCCAUGAAUGCCAUCAAUAGCAUGUUUCGAGAGCCUUUAGAGAUUGCUCCAAUAAGUAGAUCACGCAGAAGUCGACCAAAAGAAGAGCAUAGUUUGAACAGUGAAUUUGAUGUCUUUAUUGAUGAAAAUUUGGACAAUGGAACCGAAUCAUUACAUCAAAAAAAAGAAAAGAGUAUUUCCCUGAAGGUGCAUGGUAGAGCUCAAAUCCCAUUGAUUCAUCAAGAACCAUUCCAAAUAUUCAUUGAUGAUGAAGAAAGCGGUGAAAAUGGUGACAGAACUCAGAAGAAUAAAUUAAAGGAGAGUAAGACUCGAAAUCUGGCAGAAGGUUCUCGGUCAUCUGCUUUACCUUUAAAUGCUUUUGUCUUCCCAAGUCCGAAGGAUCUUCCAACUGGAAGCUCUGAUUAUAUGGAUGAUGAGAGCUUGCCUCGAAUAAAGCAUAGAGAGGAUACAGUUGUUCACAGGUUUGUCGGGUCUACCAUCUUAGAUGCGGCGGCGGUGGAGAAUGUUUGCCACCACGGAUUAGUAGAUCCUACAGUCAAUUUGAAGGAGGCUAUGGAUGAUAUCAACAACAUGUUUGGGAAACCAAUGGAUUUUGUAAGAACCAAGAGACCAAAGCAGGAUAAAACACCAGUUAUGAAACAAGACAUUUGCGGAUUUUCAAUACUUCCUGAUGAUGAUCUGGAACAUCAACAAGGUCAGCCACCACCCAAGUCCUCCAGAGUAAGCAACUCUGAUUUGUUUGAGCCAACAGUUUUUACAAAAGCGGCCAUGGAUGACAUAAAUAAAAUGUUUGGAAUGCCAUUGGACUUUUAGGAGCAGUUAUUAUUAAUGGCACAUAAGAUUUCAAUCUGUAGCUUAUUUAAUGUGUUGUGAUUUACCACAACAUUUGGCUUGUGCUUGAAUUCGUUAAAAUUUGAUCUCUUUGAUCAUGCUUCAUAUCAAAAUCUUCUAA
This is a messenger RNA of Populus trichocarpa (black cottonwood), 2025 nucleotides long. RefSeq lists its product as uncharacterized. The transcript has 5 exons. The coding region runs from base 177 to 1886 and encodes 569 amino acids. Gene Ontology annotation, molecular function: protein kinase activity. The record is from RefSeq and is a predicted model, not a curated record. Lineage: Eukaryota; Viridiplantae; Streptophyta; Magnoliopsida; Malpighiales; Salicaceae. Gene Ontology annotation, biological process: meiotic sister chromatid cohesion, centromeric; mitotic spindle assembly checkpoint signaling.